Messenger RNA from Emiliania huxleyi CCMP1516, 828 nucleotides. RefSeq lists its product as hypothetical. The record is from RefSeq and is a predicted model, not a curated record. Bases 1 to 828 code for a protein of 275 amino acids. Lineage: Eukaryota; Haptophyta; Isochrysidales; Noelaerhabdaceae. The transcript has 2 exons.
AUGAUCGGCCGCACCGACUCAGCGGCCGAGAAGAAGAAGAGGGACGGCGUGAAGCGCGUGGUGGAGUGGCUGGAGGACUUGCUGCCCGAGGAGGAGAAGGACGAGGAAUUUGGCGGGAAAGCGCCUGCGGGCAAGGAGACGAAUGUCAUCUGCAAUCAGCUGGAAUGCAAGGAGCCGGGCUGCCCGCCGGUGGAGCUGGUCAUGACGCUGCUCCGCGCAAAGCCUAAGCAAAAGCUGAUGUUCAAGAUCUUCAAGGCGGCCUCGGAGGUCACGCGCGAGGAGGUGGACGCGGCGAUGAAGCGCGCGAUCGCGGAGGAGGCCGGGGGCCACGACCAUGGGCACGCCGACGGCAAGCACGCCGACGGCUGCUGCGGGCACGACCACGACGAGGAGAAGGCGGAGCACGGGCACCACGACCAUGGCCACGCCGAGAAGAAGGCGGACCACGGGCACGCCGACGGCAAGCACGCCGACGGCUGCUGCGGGCACGACAACGACGAGAAGGAGAAGGCGCACGAGCACGGGCACGGAGCGGAGAAGGCGGACCACGGGCACAAGCACUCUGGCGGCUGCUGCGGGGGCGACGAGGAGUUGCCGGCACGCAUGAAGGCGGCGCAGGAUGCCAAGUCGCACGCACACGGGCACUCGGAGGAAAAGGCGCGCGCGCGGCACCCGCCCGCCUCCCCACCCGCCUCUCACCAUGCGCUCUCGCCUUGCUUUGCACAGGCCGACCACGGCGCGCACGGGGACGGCUGCUGCGGCCACGAUCACGCCGAGAAGGGUGCGCAUGAGCAUGGGCACGCGGAGAAGAAGGACCACGGGCAUUGA